UGCUGCUUGAAAUUGAUAUUUUUAUUAGUUCGACAUAUCAAUCCAUUUCUACUUUCUAUUCCAACAACGCCUGCUAUUUUAAAUCAUGCCUUCCACCUACCUUGUCACUGGUGGUGCUGGAUUCAUUGGCUCACAUACGGCUGAGGCUCUACUUUUAAGAGGCGAUUCUGUCAUUGUUGUCGAUGAAAUUAAUGAUUACUAUUCCAUUAACCAGAAGCAACACAACUUGGAUGCCCUAUGUGCUGCUGCACUUCGCUCCAAGUCUGCAUUCAAGUUUUAUCAAGGCUCAUGCCAGGAUGAAUCGUUCAUGGCAAACAUAUUCGAAGCUGAACAUAUUGAUAUAGUCUGCCAUUUAGCCGCAAGGGCGGGAGUACGACCGUCGAUCAGGAACCCCUUUCUUUAUAUUCAGGCCAAUGUAACUGCUACAGUCAAUCUACUUGAGCUUUCUCGCCAACACAAUAUUUCAAAUUUCGUAUAUGCAUCGUCAUCUUCUGUGUAUGGAAAAAACACCAAAGUACCUUUUGCUGAAACAGACCGCACAGACUAUCCUGUUUCUCCCUAUGCUGCCACAAAAAAAACAUGCGAGUUGAUGGCAACAACAUAUAAUCACAUGUAUGGAUUGCCAACAACCGGACUACGCUUUUUUACUGUCUAUGGUCCAAGAGGUCGACCAGAUAUGGCCCCCUUUCUUUUUGUUGACAAGAUCUCUCGCGGUAUCCCCAUUGACAAGUUUGGCGAUGGUACAUCUUGCCGCGACUACACGUUUAUUACCGAUAUUGUCUCUGGCAUCCUUGCCGCACUUGACAGACCUAGCCAGAAAGCUGCCAUAUACAAUCUUGGAAAUUCUGCAACAGUGUCGCUGAAUGACUUUAUUCAUGUCAUUGAAGAAACAGUCGGAAAAAAGGCUGUGAUCCAUUCAUUGCCUGAUCAACUAGGUGAUGUCUUUCGUACCUAUGCAGACUUGACUCUAUCGGAGCGCGAGCUUGGUUAUCAACCUACAACCGAUAUUCGCGCUGGUAUGCGGCUAUUUGUCGAUUGGUAUCAAACGGCAUAUCGGAAAACACAGGAAAUGGAUGCAUUGCAAACCACACAGACAGAACAUGACUCUAGGCUUGAAAAAAGACAGUUGUCCUUCAAACCCAGCGUUGGGGUGAAUUUGGCAUUUUGUGGUAUGGAGCAGCAGCGCUUGAAAAUGAGGCUGAUUGACAAUGACGGAUCAGUGCAUGGAAAUGGGACAUCAAAUGAAUCUGUCCCACUAUUUUUGGAAUCGAUUGUUUCAUCACGGUGUAUGAUGCAAUCACCUUCACCACCCCCUUCAGACUGCAUGGCAUUGGAUUAUGCUAUAUCUAUACAGGAUGGCUAAUUUUCCUGUGAAAAAUAUCUUUUCGAGAACCUUUGGUGUUACUAACAUUCAACGUGCUCACACCAGUUGAGGUUGGUAAAUAAAGGAACUCGAAUUUGAACUUUUAGUCUGUUUUAUACUGUAGUGCAUUAUUUUGACAAUCUUUUAGAUUUUCAUAUCAUUCUCAUUCAAUCAUCCACAAGUUAUUCUACUUGGUAAAAAUAAAGACUUUGUGAAUUU
Batrachochytrium dendrobatidis JAM81 is the source of this 1582-nucleotide messenger RNA. RefSeq lists its product as uncharacterized. NCBI's taxonomy places the organism in Eukaryota, Fungi, Chytridiomycota, Chytridiomycetes, Rhizophydiales. The transcript is spliced from 3 exons. The record is from RefSeq and is a predicted model, not a curated record. The coding region runs from base 86 to 1363 and encodes 425 amino acids.